UUUCAAAGCGAGUGACAGCUGAUAAAGCUUUCAUUUUCGGGCCAACUAACAGAUGGCACUACAGUCUUCUGAAAACGUCACUUUAAGGCAUCUGUCCCACCCCUGGUUUUAGGUUUAUAGUUCGAACUUCGAAAUGCGAACUUUCUUGAAAUGUUUUUUCGGUAUGGGGCUAUUAAAAAUUAUCUAUAUCAUUUAUAAAUGGUGAUUACUGAUUAUUAACGAUUAUAUUAUUAACCAAUUAUAUUUAACCAAAAUCAAACAGCCUUCGCUCAUAAUUCAAAUGAUAAAAUUUUAUGACAUUGAUAAACAAGUUUUGAGACGUCGAGUAAAAUAUUUAACAUAGCAAGUUAGCUAAGCGUAACAAUUAUGGAAGGAGGAUACGAUGAAAUUAUAUCAGAUAACCCGUUUUUCGUUGAAUUUAAGAAAGAAUAUAGUGACUUAUUUCAACAUUGUAUAUCAGAAUCGUGGAUUGUGUGUGUGCCUCGCAUUGGAAGUCUUAAUACUCGUGUCUUCACCAUUGAGGAUUUCUGUGCUCAUAUUUUAGUGCCUAGUGAUGAGUUACCUGAAACACAUUACAGUACUCUUACCGAGAAACAAGUGACAGUUGGAAACAAAGUUAUAACUCUUGAAGUAACAAAAGGUUUGCCUCUUCACAGUCACAUACUAUUUGAAGAAACAUUUUACACUGAAGAUUUCAUUAAAUACAAGGUAUGGUGUUUAGAAACACCCCUAGAACCUUCUACUAAUAAUGGUGGUGUUGAUGUUACAAAGGAUUGUCUUUCUUCUAUAAAUGAUUGUAUUGAUUUAUUAUGGACGCAAGCUGCAGGUCGACAAGUGCUUGAUCAAAUUGAACUUAAUGUUCAGUUAUUUUUAAAGAAAAAUCCCUCAUUACCCCUAGCUAUAGCUCCUCUGAAAGAUGCAGUAAGUGAGCUAUACACACAAUGUCUGCAGGCAACACUUCAGAACAGAAGAUUAAGAGAGAAGUCAAAGUCAUCUAAACAUAUAAUGGAGAAUAUUAAAGUUGCUGUUGAAUGCUACAUGCAGCAACUCUUGUUUGAUUAUAUUUUCAAACCCAUAUGCACUAGUUGUUCAUAUGAGGAUUCACAUCUUAAUAAAAAGAUUAGAAAUAUGUCAGAUAUACAGCUGCGUGACCUUGAUAUCAAAAAGGAUCUGUAUCAUGCAGUACCACGGGCCAAACAAAUACUAUCCAAAAUAGAUUCUUACAACACUAUUUUGGAAAAAGUCCUUUGCCUUAAACAAGCAUUGAAUGCAAUACAUAAAAAGGACACCAGUAACAACAUAGUAUUCUUAACUGCUGAUGAUUUACUGCCAGUUUUUGUAUUUUUAUUAAUUAAGUCUGGUUUACCCAACUGGUACAGCCAGUUCACAUAUAUGAAAGAAUUUAGAUUUAGUGGUGUAGGUAAAGGGGAUGGAGAUGAAAGCACAUUCCUUAUUACCACUUUGGAAGCUGUUAUUGAACAUAUACAGUCAGGUGCUCUGGCUGGUCCCCCUGAUCCGGAAUCUUACUAUUAUGACAGCAAUCCUUCUGAAGAUAGUCUCAGUUCUACGGAACAAAGACGCAGCAGUUUGACAGAAUCAGUUUCACCACCAGAAAUGAAUCCAAGAGAAGAAACAUUAGAUUAUGUGUUUGACCUUAUUAAGGCAAACCACACAGAACAAGUUCAAAUGGUAUUAGAAAGGAACCAUAAACAUUUAAUAAAUAUGGAAGACAAUGAAAAAACUGCAAUGAACUUGGUAUUAAAUGAAGCUCUAGAUAAUGAUGAUGACAGUGAUACCAGCGAUUUGGAAUUAUAUCAAAAGUUAUGCCAUCCUUUGUGCAACUGUAAGAAGUGUUGUCAAAAAAUAUCUAAGAAUCUCUUAAAAAUAUCACCCACGGUAAACUCUCGUGACAGUCAUGGUUUAACGCCUCUUCAUAUUGCUAGUAUACAUGGGAAAGCUGCAAUUGUUGAGGUAUUAAUUGAAAUGGGUGCUGAAAUAAACACAAGUGACUUAAAUGAAUGCACUCCAUUACAUUACUCAGCAUCAAGAGGUCAUCAAAAUGCCUUAUUAUUGUUAUUACAUUCAGGAGCAGAUAUUAAGAAAACCAAUAUUGAUAAGAACACUCCAUUGCAUAUGGCAGUUAACAAUGGACAUAUUAACUGUGUCAAAGCUCUCAUUUAUUUUGCUGAACAUGGUAGAAAACAGAUUGAUGUAAAUGCUUGUAAUGAGGGUGGCACCACACCUCUGCAUAUGGCAGCUAAAUGGGGAUAUGAAGGUAUUGCUAAGCUACUUAUAGAAAAUGGUGCAGAUCCGUCAUUGCAGAAUCGAAAUGGCAAAACUGCAUUUGACUUAGCCCACAAUUUGAAAAUACUUCAUGUUCUUAAAUCAAGUACUCCAAAUAUGUAUGAAUAUAUACACAUAACCAGCUAUGAUGUCAAAAAGCUGAAUGUGAAAAUUGAUCAUCCGUUCAGUCAAAUGUUACAAAACUUGAAAAUUAGAUCAGGUGACAGGAACAAAGCUUGUAAAACUGUUGAAAAUCUAAAAAGAAUUGAGAGAAUAUUGCAAGCUAUAUCAUAUGGUGAUGUAAAGUUGGCCUGUUUUUAUAUGAAUAUUGAUUAUGAAGUUUAUUUGAACUCGAAAAAUUAUAGUAAAGAAUCUCAAUGCCACCCACUUUGUGAAUGUAUAUGUUGUAAGAAGAAUACAUUGAGAUGUAUAUCUGAUUUUGAUGUUAAUUUCUGUGAUUCUAAUGGUGUCACUGCAUUGCAUGAUGCAGCUAGAUUUGGGUUAGAUGAAUUGUGUAAUAUACUCAUUUUAAAUAAGGCUAAUGUCAAUAUUACCAACAGGAAAGGUCAGACACCUUUGCAUUUAGCAGCAUUAAAUAACAAAAGUGUUGUUUUACGGUGUUUAUUAAAUAAUGGUGCAAAUAUAAAUGCUAUUGAUCUGUCUGGCAACACUGCAUUGCAUGAUGCUUGUGAUGUUGGCAACAUUGGAGCCACCAAAACUUUGAUCGGUUUCAAUCCAGACCUGACAAUGUUGAAUGCAUCCGAAAAGUCCCCACUGGAUGUUGCAAAAGAAAAAGUCCAUUUAACAAUCAUAGAUUUAAUAGAAAAAUAUGUAAAUAAGACAUCAAUAUACAAAUGAUUUAUUGAAUAUAUUAUAUUUUGACCGGUUUGUUGACAGCAUUUAGUAAUGUAAGAGUUACAUUUUGAAACAUUUAUAAUUCUCACUAAAACAUGACAUUUUUAAAAUAAUAUAUACACUACUUUUAUUAAGAAUAACGUUUUUUAUAAUUUAUACAAUAUUAUUUUGACUGUUUUUGUAACAUUCACAGAUAUCUUAAAAAUAUUUUUGAAAUGCAAUUGGCAAUAUUUCACUCAUCCAAAUAAUAAAAAAUAUGUAUCAUUUACAGUAAUUCCUGCCAACUGCACAAAUUUCGUAUAUUUCUGUAGGUGUAGUGCCAUACAAUAUGUGUCCCACUUUACUUUCUUGAGACUGAUUUUAUUUUACAGCAAGAGUUAUCUUUAAUAUCACAAUCUUAGUUUAUAAGUUAAUGAAAAUAAUAAACAUUUUUAAUACAUA
Molecule: messenger RNA, 3579 nt
Organism: Leptidea sinapis
Lineage: Eukaryota; Metazoa; Arthropoda; Insecta; Lepidoptera; Pieridae
Gene: Varp
Product: ankyrin repeat domain-containing protein 27-like
Exons: 2
Coding region: 367-3141 (924 amino acids)
Biological process (GO): early endosome to late endosome transport
Cellular component (GO): early endosome; tubular endosome; late endosome
Molecular function (GO): guanyl-nucleotide exchange factor activity; SNARE binding
Source: RefSeq, a predicted model, not a curated record